Messenger RNA from Chenopodium quinoa (quinoa), 1808 nucleotides. Its product is annotated as probable polyamine transporter At3g13620. Gene Ontology annotation, biological process: transmembrane transport. Bases 233 to 1648 code for a protein of 471 amino acids. The transcript has a single exon. Gene Ontology annotation, molecular function: transmembrane transporter activity. The record is from RefSeq and is a predicted model, not a curated record. Gene Ontology annotation, cellular component: membrane. NCBI's taxonomy places the organism in Eukaryota, Viridiplantae, Streptophyta, Magnoliopsida, Caryophyllales, Amaranthaceae.
AUAAAGUUUACAUAAAUAUAUGCAACCUAUUGCUUAUUGUCAUGUUUUGCACAUGAUUUUGAUUAAAUAAUUGUUAGAGAAAGGUAGCAGAAAAAGUAGAAUUCUGUUACAUUAAAGUUGAAAUCCCUGAUUAAUUUCACCCUUUCUACUCCAUAUAUAUAUAUACAGAUUACAGAAAAACGUUAUUCGAUCUACCCUUAUCAUUAUUUUGCACCCCAAAAAUAAAUAUACUAUGGUCCAAAAUGAUGAACCGAUAACCAAUAAUACAGAUCAUGCUAUCUCAGGCCAAGAGCUUCCGGUUACGGCCACCGCUGUCAGCGGUGGCAGUAACCACAAGAAGCUGACUCUCAUCCCUCUUGUAUUCCUGAUAUACUUUGAGGUUGCGGGCGGGCCUUACGGCGAGGAGCCUGCAGUCAAAGCAGCUGGCCCUCUGUUUGCUCUGUUAGGCUUUCUAAUUUUUCCAUUCAUUUGGAGUGUUCCUGAGGCUUUGAUCACGGCCGAGCUUUCGACCGCCUACCCCGGUGAUGGCGGGUUUGUUAUUUGGGCUGAGCGGGCCUUUGGCCCGUUCUGGGGAUCCAUCAUGGGUACUUGGAAGUUCCUGAGUGGGGUGAUAAAUGUUGCUUCAUUUCCUGUACUGUGCAUUGACUAUAUGGAGAAACUGUUUCCUGUGUUUAGUUCAGGAUUACCCAGGUACUUAGCAAUAACUGUUUCAACAAUAAUGCUGUCAUUUUUGAAUUAUACUGGACUUACAAUUGUGGGUUAUGCUGCUGUUGCUCUUGGAGUGGUUUCGCUGCUGCCGUUUAUAAUCAUGUCUUUGGUUGCUAUACCUCAAAUUCACCCUCAUAGGUGGCUUAGUUUAGGCCAAAAAGGAGUUAAAAGAGACUGGAAUUUAUUUGGUAACACUCUAUUUUGGAACUUGAAUUUUUGGGAUAAUGUUAGUACUCUUGCUGGUGAGGUUGACAGACCUCAGAAGACAUUUCCCAAGGCACUGUUUAUAGCCGUGAUCUUUACCUGUUUGGCUUACUUGGUUCCGUUGUUUGCUGUAACGGGUGCAGUUUCUGUGGAUCAGAAUUUGUGGGAGACUGGUUUUAUGGCAGAUGCUGCACAAAUGAUUGUUGGGAAAUGGUUGAAAAUCUGGAUUGAGGUUGGGGCUGUCUUGUCUGCAGUUGGACUGUUUGAAGCUCAGUUGAGUAGUUGUUCUUUUCAAGUUAUGGGGAUGGCAGAUAUUGGGUUUUUGCCGAGGUUUUGUGCUGCAAGAUCGAAAUGGUUUAACACCCCAUGGGUGGGAAUAUUAGCGUCAACUGUGAUCACUCUAGGAGUGUCUUUUAUGAAGUUUACAGACUUAAUUUCGUCAGCUAAUUUCCUUUACAGUUUAGGUAUGCUGCUGGAGUUCGCCUCAUUUUUAUGGCUGAGGAGAAAGAGGCCGCAGUUGAAGAGGCCAUAUCGAGUUCCAAUGGGACUGCCGGGUUUGGUGUUAAUGUGUUUGGUGCCAUCAGUGUUUUUGGUGUUUAUAAUGGUUAUUGCAACCAAGACAGUGUUUCUAGUAAGUGGCUUGAUGACCGCUGGUGGAAUUGUUUGGUUCUUUUUCGUGAAGCUGUGCAAGGCGAAGAAGUGGUGUGUUUUCGGCAGCAUUCAAGCUGAGGACUGAUUGCAGCAGCAGCAGCAAUGUACUAGUAAAUGACUAGCUAUACAUUCAUGAUAUGCAGAUUGUUUAGUGGAACAUUCAUCUUUUUAGCCCUUUGGUAAAUAUAGGCAUUGUGCUAUAGUGUAAGUUGUAACUUCUUUUUCAAUCAAAGAUUUUGCCUCAA